AUGUUAUCCGCAGCGGUUUUAAAAGAUGAGAAAUCUGAACAAUUCGAUGAGUUUGUAAAAAUAAAUAAAUGGGAUGGCACUGCUGUUAAACAUGCUCUAGAUGAUGCCGUUAAGAAUGCUUUAUUUGCGACAAGGCCACAUUUGAAGGAACAAUUUGGUUUAAUCAAUACACGUUUGAUUUUGUGUACAUUAGCGGUUGGCGUCGCUGUUAUGGCGCAUGGUUGGGAUUUCACGCAUCCAUUUCCCGAAUCAAAGCCAGUAUUAAUGUUUUGUGUCGUUGGUUAUUUCGCUUUAAUGGGCGUUUUAACUUUGCAUACUACUUUUCGUGAAAAAGGAACGUUUGCCGUAGCUACUGAGAAAAUGCCCAACGGCGAAAGACGAUUAUGGGAAGCUAGCUCAGAUAUGAAGAAAUAUGAUGAUAAAUAUACUUUAGUGUUGUCUAUUAAGGAUGCUAAAUCAUUAAAGGAGACAAGCAGUGUAAAAUCCUGUGCAAACUUUAUCGAUGCUAAUGGUAUUGUUUUGGAUAAUCAUAUUGCUAACGAAGUGAAUCGCUUGUAUAACACUUUAUCGAUAGAGAAAAAAGAGAAAUAGCUUAUUAGGUUGGUUUGAAACUGGUGAAUUUGUAAUUUCAACAAAAAAGUAUGUGGAUGAGAAGUACUUUUUAAUGAUUUAAAUAAAAUUUUUGAUUUCA
Glossina fuscipes is the source of this 691-nucleotide messenger RNA. It is a transcript of the gene Spase25, whose product is annotated as signal peptidase complex subunit 2. NCBI's taxonomy places the organism in Eukaryota, Metazoa, Arthropoda, Insecta, Diptera, Glossinidae. Gene Ontology annotation, cellular component: signal peptidase complex; membrane. Bases 1 to 591 code for a protein of 196 amino acids. The transcript is spliced from 3 exons. Gene Ontology annotation, biological process: protein targeting to ER. The record is from RefSeq and is a predicted model, not a curated record.